Molecule: messenger RNA, 2005 nt
Organism: Loxodonta africana (African savanna elephant)
Lineage: Eukaryota; Metazoa; Chordata; Mammalia; Proboscidea; Elephantidae
Gene: LAD1
Product: ladinin 1
Exons: 14
Coding region: 65-2005 (646 amino acids)
Molecular function (GO): structural molecule activity
Source: RefSeq, a predicted model, not a curated record
UGAGGCGGCGGCAGGGCCCGAGGAAGAGCAGCACGCAGGCGGCGGCCGCAGGGGCUCCAGCAGCAUGUCUGUCUGCAGAAAGGACUGGUCAGCACUGUCCAGCCUGGCCAGGCAGAGAACUCUAGAAGACGAGGAGGAGCAGGAGCGGGAGCGCAGGCGGCGCCAUCGCAAUCUGAGCAGCACCACCACCACCACCGAUGACGAUGAGGCUCCCCGGCUCACCCAGAACGGAGACCAGCCCCCUGCGGAGAGGUGCUUUGAUCGGGUUGGACUGCUGAGCGUGGAGGAAGCAGAGGCCCCGACGCCAUCCCCCGAAGCCUCCAGAGAUGAUGAUGAGGACUUCCAGGCCAUCCUUAGGACGAGGCAGGAGCGGCAGCAGAGGCGGCAGGUCGUAGAGGCUGCCCAGGCUCCCAUUCGGGAGAAGCUGAAGGCAGAGGACAGCAGGGACAGCCCAGGCCCUGGGCAGGCCAAGCCGCAACCUCCAAUGCCCAAGAAGGAAUUGGACACCCCGCCUCGCCGGAGACUGAGCCGGGAGCAGCGAGGCCCCUGGGCCAGGGAAGAGGAGAGCUUGGUGGGCAGAGAGCCAGGACAGGGGAAGGAAGGGGUCCCAGAGAAGGCCCUGGAUCCAGAGAAGACCCCAGUCUCAGAGAAAACCUCCAUUCCAGAGAAGAUGUUAGCAUUCGAGAAGAGAUCAGUCUCAGAGAAAAGAUCCAUCUCUGAGACAGUUCCCACCUCUGAGAAAACACUCGUGUCAGAAAAGACAGCGGUCUCAGAGAAAAGAUCCACCUCAGAAAGGAGACUGGUUCCAGAAACCACAAGUGUCUUAGGGAAGACACCAGCUCUGGAGAAGACGCUAGCCCCAGAGAAAUCCUCAGUGUCAGAGAAGAUAGUGGUCUCAGAGAAAAGAUCCAUCUCAGAGAAGAAAUCGGUUCCAGAAAAAACAAGCAUCUCGGAGUUGGCCCCAGAGAAAUCUUCAAGCUCGGAAAGGAGACUGGUGCCUGAGAAAGCAUCCAUCUUUGAGAAGAUGCUGGUUGCAGAGAAGACCCUGACCACAGAGACCAAGCAGACCCACAAGAGGGCAGCAGCCUCUGAGCAGCCCCAGGCCCAGGAGCAGCUGACUCCUGGGGCGACCCAACCCACCACCAAGGAGCAAAGAAGAAGGGCCCUCCUUGAGAAGAGUCCCCCUCCCUCUGCCGAGCCAAGAGAGCAGGGGGAGCCAGACUCUCCAACUGUGGCUUCCCGCCUCCCACCCUUCAUACUCCAGGUGAAAAUCCCCAGCAAGGAGGAAGAAGCAGACAUAACGUCACCUACCCAGGUCACCUACAGCAGCUCCCUCAAACGCUCCAGCCCCAGGACCAUCUCCUUUCGGAUGAGCCCCAGGAAGGACAACUCAGAAACGACCUUUACCCGCAGUGCCAGCAUGCGGCUCCCAGCCAGCACAGUCAAGUUAGGAGAGAAGCUGGAGAGAUACCACACAGCGAUUCAGAGAUCAGAAUCAGUCAAGUCUCCAGGCUCUUCCCGCACAGAGUUCUUUGUGGCUCCUGUGGGUGUAGCCAGCAAACGCCACCUCUUUGAGAAGGAGCUGGCUAGCCAGAGUCGAGUUGAACCAGCCUCUAGCUGGAAGGAGAACUUGAAGCUUUCAGGGGUUGUGACAUCAAGGCUCAACCUGUGGGUCAGCAGGACCCAGGAGUCCGGAGAGCAGGAUGCUGAGGAGGUGCAGAAAGAGUCGGCAGCCACCAAGAAGACCCAGUGGAAAAAGAAAUUAGACACCUCCCUGGAUGCUGAGAAGGAGAGCGAGACCAUGUCUGACGCAGAAGACGCCGUGGAAGAGUACGAAGAGGAGCAGGAAGAGCAGGAGGAGGCAGUGGAAGAAGAGGCUGAAGGGGAAGCUGAGGCUGAGGAGGCUGAGAUUGAGGAGAUUAGGGCAAAAGAAGAUGAACAAGAAGAUGAGGCUAAAGAGGCUGAAGAUGGCCAGGUGGAGGAGUCCAAACCCAAGCCCAGGUGA